AUCCCAGCCCAUCUUCAUGGAGCAAGGAACAAAGAUCAGCCAUAACAGAGCUAGCUACUCACUGAUCUUAUUCACUCCCUCCGGCCAUGGCGACCAUGGAUUUCCUCUCUGAUUCCGUCUCUUUGACAGUCACAGCUCUGGCUGUGGUUCUUGCUAUACUCGUAUUCAAAGCCAUAUCUACCAAAACAUCUUCGCAGAGGGGGACGAAGAAGCGCUAUCACCCGAUUGCUGGUACCAUCUUCAACCAGUUACUCAACUUCCACAGGCUGCAUCACUACAUGACUGAUCUCGCCAUCAAGUAUGGUACUUAUCGGUUGCUCAGCCCGUUCAGAAAUGAGGUUUACACUGCCGAUCCAGUAAAUGUCGAGUACAUGCUCAAGACCAACUUCGCGAAUUUCGGGAAGGGGUUGCAUAACUAUGAAAUCUUGAGUGAUCUACUCGGCGAUGGGAUCUUCACGGUUGAUGGUGAAAAGUGGCGACACCAGAGAAAGGUCUCGAGCUACGAGUUCUCGGCCAAGGUGUUGAGGGACUACAGCAGUGUGGUCUUCCGAAGGAACGCAGUCAGACUCGCCAAGAUGCUGUCCGACUCUGCAGCAUCGAACCAGAUAUUUGAUAUCCAAGAUCUAUUUAUGAAAUCAACUUUGGAUUCGAUAUUCAAAGUCGGAUUUGGUGUAGAACUUGAUAGCAUGGGUGGAUCGAGUGAAGGAACUAAGUUCGCCCAGGCAUUCGAUGAUUCAAGUGCACUGACCCUGUGGCGUUACGUUGAUAUUUUCUGGAAGAUCAAGAAGUUUCUGAAUAUCGGAAAAGAAGCAACCUUAAAGAAGAACAUCAAAGUGAUCGACAACUUCAUGUAUAAGUUAAUCCGCAGCAAGAUUGAACAGAAGCAAAACUCAGAUAAUGAUACAUCUUUGAAGAAAGAUGACAUCUUGUCAAGGUUUCUGGAACUGAACGAGACAGAUCCACAGUACUUGAGGGACAUAAUCCUCAAUUUCUUAGUUGCAGGGAGGGACACAACAGCAACCACCCUGUCUUGGUUCCUCUACAUGCUAUGCAAGCAUCCUCGCGUUCAAGAAAAGGUUGCACAGGAGGUGAUGGAAGCAACCAGAGCGAAAGAUGCAUCCUCUUAUGAUGAGAUAGCAGCCCAUCUGAACGAUGAAGCCCUCGACAAGAUGCAGUAUCUCCAUGCAGCCCUCUCAGAGACUCUCAGACUCUAUCCUGCCGUUGCAGUGGAUGCGAAAAUUUGCUUCUCAGAUGAUACCUUGCCAGACGGAUACAGCGUGAAUAAAGGAGACAUGGUCGUCUAUCAACCUUAUGCCAUGGGCAGGAUGAAAUUCAUUUGGGGUGAAGAUGCCGAGGUUUUCCGGCCAGAAAGAUGGCUCAACGAAGAUGGUCUUUUCCGGCCAGAAAGCUCCUCGAAGUUCACAGCCUUCCAGGCGGGGCCAAGGAUUUGUCUCGGGAAAGAAUUUGCAUACAGACAAAUGAAAAUAUUUUCAGCUCUGCUGUUGAGUUGCUUCGUGUUCAAGCUGAGCGACGAGAACCAAGUCGUCCAUUACAGAACUAUGCUCAAUCUUCACAUUGAUGGGGGGCUCUAUCUUCGGGCUUUCCACAGGCUUAGACUGGGCUCCGAGAACCCAGAAAAAAUUGCGUGAAUAUAUCUAAUAUCUGUGUUUUCUUGUCCGCUAUUGGUAUUUGCUGUAAUUUUAUAUAGAUAAUGUACGUCGGUGUGCAUGUGAGUCGAAAAAGAUUCAAUAAGAAAACGAUGUCAUAUACGACAGUCCAAGUAUAUCCCUCGAAAUCCGUCCCAAAUAUAUUGUUAGUGACACGUCGGGCCAAUAAUGUAACUGGUGGUCCCAGGUGACGCAUAGAGGGUUGUAAAGUCCAACAAUGCUUAUCUCUAUCUAUUACAAACCUACUUGUUCUCGUGGAACUUUUGUAAGUUUGGUAUUCAAUUAUAUGUUUUAUGACCUCCAUCGGUCAAUAGACCGGAUAUUCGUUUA
Nelumbo nucifera (sacred lotus) is the source of this 1997-nucleotide messenger RNA. Its product is annotated as cytochrome P450 704C1-like. Gene Ontology annotation, molecular function: oxidoreductase activity, acting on paired donors, with incorporation or reduction of molecular oxygen; monooxygenase activity; heme binding. NCBI's taxonomy places the organism in Eukaryota, Viridiplantae, Streptophyta, Magnoliopsida, Proteales, Nelumbonaceae. The record is from RefSeq and is a predicted model, not a curated record.